Molecule: messenger RNA, 2105 nt
Organism: Lactuca virosa
Lineage: Eukaryota; Viridiplantae; Streptophyta; Magnoliopsida; Asterales; Asteraceae
Source: the annotation of a GenBank genome assembly
AUGGCUGUUCUCUCUGAACAUUCAGAUGGAUUUUCAUCUUCAUCAACUCAUGGUUAUACAUAUGAUGUGUUUUUAAGUUUUAGAGGCGUUGACACUCGUCAUAGUUUCACUAAUCAGCUUUAUAAGGCACUCAUGGAUGCCAAAAUCACUACCUUCUUGGAUGAUGAAGAGAUUGAAAUAGGGGAAGAUCUGAAACCGGAAUUGGAGAGUGCAAUUAAAGCAUCUAGGGCUUCUGUUAUUGUGUUGUCCAAGAAUUAUGCUACUUCAACAUGGUGUCUUGAUGAAUUAGUGUUGAUCCUUGAGCAACAUAUGACAUCCAACCAUAUUGUUUUCCCUCUCUUUUAUCAAGUGGAGCCCACUAAUGUCAGGAAGCAAACAAGUAGCUUCGGAGAUGCAAUGGCUAAGCAUAGACAGAGGAUGGAGGUAGAGACAGAUGCAAAUAAAAGAAGUAAAUUAGCUCAAAAGGUGGAAAAAUGGAAUAAAGCGCUUACAGAAGUUGCUGAUUUAAAAGGGAUUGACAUAAAUGGCAGGAAAGAGACAGAGGUUAUUAAAGAAGUUGUAAAUGACAUCUACAAUAGAUUACGUAUAUCCUCAAGGAGUCCUCUGCCACAACUUAUUGGAAUGGACAAUUCUAUUAAAUUUGUCACUUCAUGGUUGCAAGAUGCAUCCUUACAUACAACAAACAUACUCACUAUUUUAGGUAUUGGUGGAAUCGGGAAGACAUCUUUAGCCAAAUAUGUCUACACGUUACAUUGUCAUGAAUUCCACACAAGCAGUUUUAUUGAAGAUAUCGGUAGGAGAUGUGAUGCAAAAGCUAGUGGUUUGCUUGAUUUACAACAACAACUCUGUGAUGACAUUUCAAAAACAACUUCAAUUCUAGUUAAUAAUGCUUCUAUGUACACCUCAAAAAUAGAGAACGUAGUCUCCCGUAAAAAGGUGUUUCUAGUUCUUGAUGAUAUCAAUAGUCUUGACCAGUUAAACGCGUUACUUGGAAGCAAAGCUUUUCAUCCAGGAAGCAAAAUCAUAAUAACAACAAAGGACGCGUGGUUAACAGAGAGUUGUGCACUAUUCAAAAAGAACUUUAAACCCAACCAUUUAAAACACUUGCUUGAAGGGUUAGAUGACACUGGGUCACGGAAACUUUUGUGUUUUCAUGCAUUCAUGUCCGAUGAUCCGAAUCCAGGCUAUGAAGAGUUGUCAGAUAAGCUUGUGAAAUAUUGUGAAGGACAUCCAAUGGCUCUUAAAGGUAUGGGAAAGUCUUUACAUAAUCGAGAUGUAUCUUAUUGGGAGGGAUGCAUGGAAGAGUUAAAGAAAGAAAAUGGUGCUCGUAUACAUAAUGUGUUAAGAGGGAGCUUUGACUCUUUGCCAUCUAAUGAUAAUAAGGAGUUGUUUAAGGAUAUUGCUUGUUUUUUUGUUGGAAUGGAUAAAGAUGUAGCAAUUACAAUAUUAAAUUCUUUUGGUAUAGAAACAAGAAAUGGAAUCACUAAUUUAAUCGACAGAGGUCUUCUAAGUAUCAACCAGAAUAACAAGUUAAUGAUGCGUCAAUUGAUUCAAGAGAUGGGAAGAUACAUCGUAUGUGAAGAAUCACCUAACAAGCCAUGGAAACGGAGUCGAUUAUGGUGUGAUGAAGAGUCAUUCAAAGUGUUGAAACAAAAAAAGGGUAAAGGAAAUGUUCGAGGCCUCACCCUUGACAUGAGAAUGCUUGAGAAAGAGAAGUUACGUGGAUCAGUUGAGUUGAAAACAGAUGCAUUGAUAAUUCACAACUACUUCAGAAGAGGCAAAAGUUGGAUGGAUCUUGUUUAAAAGGCAAAAGGGUUCUUGGAUCAUUGAAGAUUCUUAAUUUAAGUUUUUGUGAACAACUUAUUAGUCUGGGUGGCUUUGAUGAACUCCCGGCACUUGAGAGGCUAAUAGUUACAAAUUGCAUUGGUUUGCGUGAAGUUUGUGAGUCAAUUGAACAAUGUGUUGAACUUGUUCUUGUUGAUCUGAGUUACUGUAUCAAGAUUGAAAAGCUUUCAAGAAUUGUAUGCGUGUUGAAGAAGGUUAAAACAUUAUUGCUAGAGGGUUGUAAUCUUGGUGAAUCUUGAAGUGAUAUUGUGGAUUUGCUC